This is a messenger RNA of Callorhinus ursinus (northern fur seal), 3527 nucleotides long. RefSeq names its product ORAI calcium release-activated calcium modulator 2 (gene ORAI2). Gene Ontology annotation, cellular component: membrane. The record is from RefSeq and is a predicted model, not a curated record. Gene Ontology annotation, biological process: store-operated calcium entry. NCBI's taxonomy places the organism in Eukaryota, Metazoa, Chordata, Mammalia, Carnivora, Otariidae. Gene Ontology annotation, molecular function: store-operated calcium channel activity.
GGACGCACGGAAGGAGGGAGGGGGCCGUGCUCAGCGCCCAGGCCUGGCCACGGGGCCACAGGGCAACACAGCCACGCCGCCUGCCGCAAGCCCGAGCCGGAGCGGAGCCGGGCGGGCAGGCAGAGCAGCUCGGUCUUGGGAACCCUCUGGGAUGCCUGAGAGUGUCUCUCUCCUGCCCCCAGCCUGGCUCCCACCAUGAGCGCCGAGCUCAACGUGCCUGUGGACCCCUCCACUCCUGCCUGCUCUGAACCGGGCCACAAGGGCAUGGAUUACCGAGACUGGGUCCGCCGCAGCUACCUGGAGCUGGUUACCUCCAACCACCACUCCGUGCAGGCCCUGUCCUGGAGGAAACUCUACCUGAGCAGAGCCAAGCUGAAGGCCUCCAGCCGGACCUCUGCCCUCCUCUCAGGCUUCGCCAUGGUGGCCAUGGUGGAGGUGCAGCUGGAGACGCAGUACCAGUACCCCCGACCACUGCUCAUCGCCUUCAGCGCCUGCACCACGGUGCUGGUGGCCGUGCACCUCUUCGCCCUGCUCAUCAGCACGUGCAUCCUGCCCAACGUGGAGGCCGUGAGCAACAUCCACAACCUCAACUCCAUCAGCGAAUCGCCACAUGAGCGCAUGCACCCCUACAUCGAGCUGGCCUGGGGCUUCUCCACCGUGCUGGGCAUCCUGCUCUUCCUGGCCGAGGUGGUGCUGCUCUGCUGGAUCAAGUUCCUGCCCGUGGAUGCGCGCCACCAGCCCGGCCCCCCGCCCGGCCCCGGCGGCCACACGGGCUGGCAGGCCGCCCUCGUGUCCACCAUCAUCAUGGUGCCUGUGGGCCUCAUCUUCGUGGUCUUCACCAUCCACUUCUACCGCUCCCUGGUGCGCCACAAAACAGAGCGGCACAACCGCGAGAUCGAGGAGCUGCACAAGCUCAAGGUGCAGCUGGACGGGCAUGAGCGCAGCCUGCAGGUGGUGUGAGGGCGCGGUGUCCCGGGCCCAGGCCAGCGCCCCCUCCCCCCACCCCCCGCCCUGGGGCACAGCAUGGAGGUGGGCCACCGCCGAGGCCGCCCCAACACUACCAUGUGGUUCGAGACCAAAGUCUUACCCCCUGUCUUCACCCUGGAAAACCUGGCUGGGUGGUCCUCCCACAGAAAUUGGAAAUCUGUAGUAAAAAGAGAGACUCUGUUGCUAAGAGCUGAGACCAAAAAAAAAAGCCUGGGGCCUGGGGAUUUCCUGCAGCAGGAGAGGGGGCUUCGAGCAGCCCCCAGGCGUCCCGGGCAGUCUCAGUGACGGGGUGGGGGGGGGGCAGAGGCCGGCAGGGGAGGGCUGAGGGUUUCAGAGAACUGAUGGCCCUGUGACACCCGAAGUGGGUCUCAGCGUGCCACCCUCUGUGACUAGAUGGAGUGCAGGCCCACGGCUUGGCCUGGUGCUUCCCUCCCCUGCCCUGGGGGGAUUAGGUGGCCAGGCUGAAGGGGGAGAGGCAGGAGCCGGGGUCCCAGGUCUGCUCAGCAGGCGUGGUGGGUGCUCAGCCAGGCAUCGGACUGGUCUGGCCCUGGGGAAGACUUCCAAGGAUGGAGGCCUGGCAGGGCUAGGGAGGCACGUCUGUGGGCGUCCCGUGUGAGAUGGAGGGGGUGAGGGUGUACUCUGGGGCACACUGGGCUCAAGUUCUCUCUUCCUAGCCAUCCUGGAGCCCUGGUCACAUUGACACAGCAAAGCCACCAGGUUGGGGAAAGGGCCCACAGUCCAGAGGCCUCGAUCUUUGGGCUACAAAAUGGCCUCUGAGCCCACGUCGGCUGCCCCUCCAGGCUGUGGCUGCCAAAGGUACUUGCCCAGAAAGCAGAGCGUGCUUCCUGUCUCCCUGCUGCCUGUGACCCCAGGAGGUGGGAGGGCGCGGCCUGGGGGACUUUCUGUCCAGACAAGGCCCGUUGGCCUGACCUGGCCAAAUGCAAGUCCUGCGGAGUAGCAGCUGCCGGGAGGGCGAGACCCCCAAUCCUCUCGGCCACACGCAGGGGCCCAGCUCACACAUUUCCACAGCCACGUACAUACAUCCUACGGCUCAGCUUAGGGGCAAGCAUGCCACACCCCAAGCUGCUUUUAAAACCCAUGUUUACCACAUCGGCCAGUGGCAGCCUAGAGAGGAGCCUUUCUCGUUUCCGUCCUUGGACAUCAUGCUCUGAUGGCAUUUCUGUGGACAGCUUUCCUUCUCUCUUGGGUCUGGGGUGGCUGUGCCGAGAAAUCCUGGCUGGCCUAGCUGUGGCUGCUGGGGAUGUGAUGCACUGAGGACAGAAACCUUAACACACAACCAAAAUGCUGCGGGGCUGUCUGGGAGGCGCGCCGGGAGUCGCCGUUGUAAGUCGGGACAUUAUGGGAGCCUGGACAUCGGGUUCCGUGGAGCCAGACGAGAGCCUUCCACGGGGGGUGCGGUCCUGGCAUUCUGCAGAGCUGUCAUUGCUUGCUUGCUCUGUCUAGUGCGUGUCUCUUCUCUCCUGGAGCCUUGUCGAGAAGGCUUGUCUGGCUUUGUAUGUAUUUGCUUUGUGUCAGUGUCACUGAAAGACGGCCACUCCGUGUCCUGGCGGGGAUGGGACGGGCUGGCUCCUCCCCACAGCUGGGAGUGGACAGCAGGCCCUUCCUCCCGCCUGAGGCUUCGGAGAGGGGCUGUGCUGGCCUCACUUCCCCACGCCAUCUGGUGCCCCUGCCCCAAGUGCGCCAGACGUGCCGAGCCCCCCUGGACUGGAAAGCGCCCCCCAGUGCCGGCAGGGGGCCAGUUGUUAAUGUCUGCUCCGCCUCGGACUGGCCGCUGGGUGACUCGUGACAGUGCCACGUGGGUAGCAAAGACACCACAUCCCGUGUUCUUAAGGCUGAUUGAAGAAUUCUUGGUCUCUUUCAUCUAGAGUCUUCUCCCAGCUCCCAGAGGCAUGGGACAAGCAGAAUUUCUGUGGAACAGAGAGGACCAUGGGUCUGGGGAUGGGUGGUCCGGUGGGGAGUCUCAGGGCAGCCCCAGGGCUUUGGGGGAGAAGGAGGAGUGGCUGCUAUUUGGAGCUACAGACACAACUCAGCAGGGAGGGUGGGGGAGGGGGAGGGCAGCUGCCCAACUGGAAAGGCAGUUUCUGGAGGUUUAACCUGGCUGUGAAGUGUUCCUGGCGCCCCGGCCGUUCUGGGUGAGCCUCCGCACCCGCUGCCCAGAGCCAGCAAGGGCUCGCUCUAGUUUCCUCUGAGCAGGGCCUUCCCGGUGCUCACGACCCGAGCGCCCGCAGAUACGCCGAGGCGCUUUCCAAAGUGGAGCACGGUCUCCAUUUAGUACCUGGCCAGAAGUUGCAGAACUCAAGUGAUUCUAUUUUAGAAACUGCAAGGGCAGAGUGUAUUCUGGUGUCUUCUAGGAAAGUCUUGUGAGGCGUGAGUCUGAGUGCAUCAGGGCUGUCGCGCACUGAUUAACUCCAUUGUACAUGACACCGGAGAUCACAGAUGGUGAAUGCAACACCUGUCCUCUGUGUGUGGGUUUUUCAGACAGUUGCUCGGGAUUGAACUGAAUAAACAAGUAAAUCCGU